ACACACUUUGGGAGGCAAGGGCUUAUUUCCACCCCCAUCCUACAGAUGAGAACGUUGAGGCCCAGAAAGGGGAAUGUAUUUGCUCAGGUCACGCGGCUAGUGUAUGUCUGGCCCCAUAACCAGUGGUCAAGGGAUCUUAGUGGAGAAAGAAAUAAUCAUGAACAGCUACGAUCUGUGAGCAUCUAUCUUACCAGGCUCCUUGUUAAGACCUUUCCGUGUGUCAUUUCAUUCAAUUAUGUCCUGCCUAAAGUAUGGGUUGUGGGCCCAUUUUAGAGAGAAGGAAAAUGAGGCCAGAAAGAGGGGCUGUCACAUUAGGUGGAGCCAGGAUUUGAAUGCUGUUCAGUUCAGGAGGUCUUCUGUCUUCCCUUGUGAGGCCAGAGUGAUGAGAGGGUAGAAAGGAGGGAGGCCAGCAGGUAAGGUCAUGGCCUUUGAUUGUCACUGUCACCUGGGCCCCUCUCUCUGAAGUUUCUGCCAAGGGGCGUGGGGAGGCGCCAGGGGAGGGUUUUGCUCAGGAUAGCCUCCCUACCCCCUGCCUGGGGAGCUGAGCACAGAGGGACAGAGGGACAGAGCCCCCAGAAAUGUUGCUGCUUGGACGCAGGCCCCAGGCCCUACCCUCCCGCUGCCUCUGCGUUCUGGUCCUGGCCUGUGUUGUGGCAUGCCAGCAAGAAGCGCCUGCAGGAUCCCCCAGCCCCUCGCCAGGGCUGGCGAGUAGUUCCUGGAGCCUGGUGCAGGGCAAGGUGGAGGAGCUGGUGACCAGGACCAGAGAGAGGUGGCGGUGGUUCUGGGGACCUGGGUCCUUUCAGGGCUUUGUGCAGACCUACUAUGACGACCACUUGCGGGACCUGAGUCUCCGCACCCAGGCCUGGCUGCAAAGCUCGAAGGACAGCCUCCUGAACAGGGCGCACAGCCUGUGCCCCCAGCUUCUCUGCGGGGACGGUGACCAGGAUUAAAGUGUUCACAGCCUCCACAAUAAAGAAAUUCUUCUCGUC
Manis pentadactyla (Chinese pangolin) is the source of this 989-nucleotide messenger RNA. It is a transcript of the gene APOC2, whose product is annotated as apolipoprotein C2. Bases 579 to 950 code for a protein of 123 amino acids. Gene Ontology annotation, biological process: lipid transport; lipid metabolic process; negative regulation of very-low-density lipoprotein particle clearance. The transcript has 3 exons. NCBI's taxonomy places the organism in Eukaryota, Metazoa, Chordata, Mammalia, Pholidota, Manidae. The record is from RefSeq and is a predicted model, not a curated record. Gene Ontology annotation, cellular component: low-density lipoprotein particle; spherical high-density lipoprotein particle; chylomicron. Gene Ontology annotation, molecular function: lipid binding; phospholipase binding; phospholipase activator activity.